CGUCGCCGCUGACAAGCGCACAAUCUCUCCAAUGCUCCGAAACCCCUGAGUUUGCACUGGGCUGUGCCUUGGAAGCGAAUAUACACAAUUGAUUACAAAAAACAUUCCUUGGGAUUCUCGCAGGGCCCAAGUUUACUUUUUUGUCCGAAAGAGGCAGGAACCGAGACAAGGCAGGAGCCUGGUCGACCACUGCCCAGGCACCGGGGAGUCGGGGCGCACUAGCGCCACGGGGCUGAGGACUCAUGCGUAAAAAGUACAGGGGGAUCCGGGAGUUGCCGAUGGUGGCCGCUGACACCGGUACUCGUCCUCGAUGGCGUUUUUGGUGUCCGGGAGGCCUGAGAUCACGCCAGGAACCCCGGGAGACCGUUUCCAAACUUCUGGAGACCAGCUCGUAGUUUCACUUUCCGAAUUUUUCAGGAUAUUUGGGUUUCUAGGGUUGGAUGGGAUUACGAGAAAGCCAGGCGACGCUUGUUCUCCUGUGGUGGGGCGGUGGGACUUGUCGCCCAGCCAGGUACCCCGGCUUUGCCUCCCCGGGCCUCGGUGCACUGCGCGGGGUUUGGGGCUCUCAGGCCCGCGGCUCCGCGUCCUUGAGGGUUCAGGCGGUGCAGCAAUUGCCAAUCCUGAGCCUAUUGGCAGGAAACCGCUUUCGACGAGGGCUGACUCUUUAAAUCCCGAUCCGUCGCUGCAGCCCACCACUCCACCUCCCUCCUCCCUCCUUGCCGCGUGGCCACGGGACCUGGUAACGUAUUGACGUGUCUACACCAAGGGAACUGAUCCCGGAGAAAAGCGAAAACUGCUUAAAUUCGGCCUGGUAAUUCUUCCUGCAGGAUGAACUAAUGACUCACAGAAGAGGAUAAUUACUCAUCAGGAAUGGAGAGCAGCUUGUCCGUUUCCAACAUGCAAGACCCUUCAUCUUCACCCUUGGAAAGGCAUGUUGGUUCAGCGAAUGGAAGUGGAGACCUUGAUUCAGAAGAAGGUUCCAGCUUGGAGGAAAUCGGCUUUAACUGGGGAGACUAUUUGGAAGAAACAGGGGCUAGUGCUGCGCCUCACACGUCCUUCAAACAUGUUGAAAUCAGCAUUCAAAGCAACUUCCAGCCGGGGAUGAAAUUAGAGGUGGCGAACAAGAACAACCCGGACACGUACUGGGUGGCCACCAUCAUCACCACGUGUGGGCAGCUGCUGCUUCUGCGCUACUGCGGCUACGGGGAGGACCGCAGGGCCGACUUCUGGUGCGAUGUGGUCAUCGCCGACUUGCACCCCGUGGGGUGGUGCACGCAGAACAACAAGGUGUUAAUGCCGCCAGAUGCAAUCAAAGAGAAGUACACGGACUGGACAGAAUUUCUCAUCCGGGAUCUGACGGGUUCCAGGACGGCGCCCGCCAACCUUCUGGAAGGUCCUCUACGAGGGAAAGGCCCUAUAGACCUCAUUACAGUUGAUUCCUUAAUAGAACUUCAGGAUUCUCAGAGCCCUUUUCAGUACUGGAUAGUUAGUGUGAUUGAAAAUGUUGGAGGAAGAUUACGCCUUCGCUAUGUGGGAUUGGAGGACACUGAAUCCUAUGACCAGUGGUUGUUUUACUUGGAUUACAGACUUCGACCAGUUGGUUGGUGUCAAGAGAAUAAGUACAGAAUGGACCCACCUGCAGAAAUCUAUCCUUUGAAGACGGCCUCUGAUUGGAAAUGUGCUCUGGAAAAAUCCCUUAUUGAUGCUGCAAAAUUUCCUCUUCCAAUGGAAGUAUUUAAGGAUCACGCAGAUUUGCGAAGCCAUUUCUUCACAGUUGGGAUGAAGCUGGAAACAGUGAACAUGAGCGAGCCCUUUCACAUCUGUCCUGCAUCAGUGACUAAGGUUUUUAGCAAUCAUUUUUUCCAAGUGACUAUUGAUGACCUACAACCGGAAGCUCGUCAACUCUCAAUGCUGUGCCACAUGGACUCUUUGGGGAUCCUGCCAGUACAAUGGUGCCUUAAAAAUGGAGUCACCCUCACUCCCCCCAAAGGUCACUCCGGCCAGGACUUCGACUGGGCAGAUUAUCUCAAGGAGCAUGGAGCGGCAGAAGCACCUCCCUUCUGCUUCAGAAAUAUGUCAUUUAGUCGCGGUUUCACAAAGAACAUGAAAUUGGAAGCUGUGAACCCCCGGAAUCCAGGAGAACUCUGUGUGGCCUCUGUUGUCAGUGUGAAGGGACGGUUGAUGUGGCUUCACCUGGAAGGGCUGCAGACUCCUGUUCCAGAGGUCAUUGUUGACGUUGAGUCCAUGGACAUCUUCCCCGUGGGCUGGUGUGAAGCAAAUUCUUACCCACUGAUGGCGCCACACAAGACAGUCUCACAAAAGAAGAGGAAGAUCGCAGUUGUGCAACCGGAAAAACAAUUGCCAUCCACAGUGCCUGUUAAAAAAAUACCUCAUGAACUUUGUUUAUUCCCUCACCUGGACACAACAGGACCAGUCCACGGGAAAUAUUGCUGCCCUCAGCUCUUCAUCAACCACAGGUGUUUCUCAGGCCCUUACCUGAACAAGGGGAGAAUUGCAGAGCUGCCUCAGUCUGUGGGACCCGGCAAAUGUGUGCUGGUUCUUAAAGAGGUUCUUAGCAUGAUCAUCAACGCAGCCUACAAGCCGGGAAGGGUACUCCGAGAGCUACAGCUGGUGGAAGACCCCCGCUGGAAUUUUCAGGAGGAAACGCUGAAGGCCAAGUACCGAGGCAAAACGUACAGGGCUGUGGUUAAGAUCGUACGAACGUCUGACCAAGUAGCCAAUUUCUGCCGCCGGGUGUGUGCCAAGCUGGAGUGCUGCCCGAAUCUGUUCAGCCCUGCGCUGGUCUCUGAGAACUGCCCGGAGAACUGCUCCAUGCACACCAAAACCAAGUACACCUAUUAUUACGGCAAGAGGAAGAAGAUCAGUAAGCCCCCCAUCGGGGAAGGCAGCAUCGAAGGGGGACGCCCCAAGCCAGCCAGGCGGAGGAAGCGGCGGAAAUCCAUCUUUGUGCAGAAGAAACGGAGAUCUUCCACCGUGGACUUGGCCACAGGCUCGGGGGAGGAGAGUGAAGAGGAUGACGCAGACGCCGUGGACGAUGACACGGCAAGUGAGGAGACAGGCUCUGAGCUCCGCGAUGACCAGACAGACACCUCAUCUGCAGAGGUGCCCUCGGCCCGGCCCCGGAGGGCCGUCACCCUGAGGAGCGGCUCAGAGCCUGCACCCCGGCCACCCAUGGAGAGGACACGGAGGGGCCGCAGAGCACCAGCCACCUCCUCUGCAGAGGAGGGAGAGAAGUGCCCACCUGCCAGACCCGAGGGGACAGAGGACACAAAACAAGAAGAUGAGGAGAGGCUGGUUUUGGAGAGCAACCCGUUGGAAUGGACGGUCACCGAUGUGGUGCGGUUUAUCAAGCUGACGGACUGCGCCCCCUUGGCCAAGAUAUUUCAGGAGCAGGACAUCGACGGCCAGGCGCUCCUGCUGCUCACACUCCCCACGGUGCAGGAGUGCCUGGAGCUGAAGCUGGGGCCUGCCAUCAAGCUGUGUCACCAGAUUGAGAGGGUCAAAGUGGCCUUCUACGCCCAGUACGCCAACUGACAGCCCCUUGGCAGUCACCCUCUGUCGCUGUGAUGCAGAGUCUGUGACAGUUUCUAGGACUGAAGCUUUGACUCUCUGGGACAUGUGAAAUGGCACCUGCCCGUCCCGCCAGAGAGCCUGCAGCCCGGAACCUCCCACCCCCAGCCUGGCCGAGACUUCCGGACUAACGUGUCCUCCGAGGGCAGGGCCACAGCCCCGGGAAGGUAAAUCAGAGUCUGCAUGGGACCUGACAGGACGUGGACAGGCCACUUUGUAAAUCCCCACUUUGCCUUUCUCUCACAGAGCAGGGCAGCGCCCUCUGAACAAGGCUUGCAAACCUGGUUCUUUGCAAACGAGAGUGUGAGGGAGAAGGACACUUAACUCCUGGGGCAGCGUCCACUGUCGUCACUCGCAGGUGCAUUUGGAUACGCUCUUUCUGCCUGUCUCCAACCCUGCCAAGCAUCGCAAGCCAUCACUGCAGUUUGAUCUUGGUGGCACAUUCUUUCUCAGAGACAGCUAUAGGUGAUGCUUCAGGGCACCAUCAUCAGAAGAUGAGCUAAAGCUCCACCCUCAGUCAGAGAGGCCACAUCAGGAGUGUUGGGAGCAAAGGAACUAGCGCCUGGUCCCUCCAGGGUGGUGUCCUUGAGUGGUUGAAGCCUCAUGUGGAGACAGGCACUGUCCGCAGGCUUCUUGGAGCCUCAGCUGUCGCCAGUGUCCUGAUUUAAUUGCAGUCGGAUGGGAGUUACUGGUUAGGGAAAUGCUGGGAUGUACACUGAAAGAAAAGCUUAACUUCGGAGAGUAAGACUGGGAAGAGAUUUGGAAGUGUUUCCUGAAGUAGCUGUCCCAUAGCAGGCUCAUCACAGCAGGUCCCUGUGCAACUGGGUGGCCUUAAGUUCCUCAUGGCUUGUGACGUGUACAGGAGGCAGGACAAGGUGUGCGUUCCUGGCUUGAUGUGUCACCAGGAGCACCAGGUCCUAGUCAGCCACUUCCCACCCUGGCUUUGCUCAUAUGACACGGAAGCUGUGAUCCUGGUAACUAACUCUGCACUUCUCCAGGCCUCAGGGCUUAUGAAAUGCCAAGUUCACUAACACAGGAGUGUCUCAGCGAGCAUGCUGUCUCCCCCUUGCCUUUAUUCCCCAUGUGCUGGAAGAAAAGAUACAAAUUGGCCAAAAACAGGGAGAAAAAAAAAAAAAAAACAAGACGUGUGUGACGGCAGCUUUAGCCUAGCGCUCUGCAGCUCACUGUGGCUGUGAGGUUGCUGAUGAAAUUUCUUGGGCAGCUUCAUUGCAUCAGCCAAGUCGUUUGCAAGUGAGUCCGAGGCUCUGUGAGUUGCCUGGCCUUGUGAACCAGCCAUCAUCUGCCCAUUCCCAUGAGCGAUGCCAUACGUCCAUCCAGACCAGGUGGACUAUGAUUUUCUGACAUGGUAGUUGUCUAAAUGCCUUUUGAAACCGAACCUUCACACAGCGCAGAGGUGCACACGGAAAGCACCAGCUUCACACCCUCCUGUUGCUUUUCUUCAGGUAAUGACCUUGAGCUCGUCUCAUUGAGUCACCUCUCCACACUUCUCAUAAGGUCAUGAGGCAGGCGUCUUAGCUGCUUGUGUGUCCCGUGACAUUUUAAGGCACGAUUGUUAGAUUUUGGGAACUUUGCUAAUGCUGACCUUCCUUGACAUUUUGUAACCGUGACAGAUGAAAAAUAGAAAACUGAUGUUUUGUGCUUGAGGCUUUUUUGUCCCCCUGUAGCUGGUUUCAACAGCCCAAGUUGAAGGUCAGUGGCUGGGGUCUGCCUGGGACCCUGAUGGGCAGAGUGUCUCUUGCCUGCACAGUGCCUGCUCUGUCCUGAGGACAGUGCGUCCCUGGGAUUAUAGCAGAGGUAUGUCUCCUAAGGACCUUUCCUCGGUGUCACGCCCCCACCUCCUCAGACACAUGCUGUUGGCCUUCAGUGCUCAGCCCGUGUGGUGAAACCCCUCACAGGGUUGGAAGGACACCCACGCCGAGGUCUCCGGCACAUUCCCUGUGCAGGCUCCUUCACAGUCCUUCAGUGUGGCCUUACCCAGCUGAGCUGUUUCUGUGGCAUCUGAGAGGGAAUGUGAUGGCCACAACGUGUACGUUCGGAGGGAAUGUCAUUUCUCUUGGCCUUGCUGGUAAUGGCGCGGAGGACGGGGUGGUACAUCAGAGUGGGGAGAGUUUCUGGGGGUCCCUGGAGCCCAUCCAGAGGGCUAGAGGGCAUCCCGAACAGGAUGUGGACACCUUAGCUGGGGAAGGGACAGUUUAUCCUUCAGCCCUACAAUUUACCUCCAGUCCCUCAUGUGGCUGCAGUCACUGGGUCUGUUGGGCACCUGGUGAGGAGGCAAAGGCCAGGGCCCAGGCAGAAGAGGGCCCCGGCUGGCUGUCAGCACGGAGGUUACCUAUCUCUCCUCCAGGACUCAGGAGCUAGGAUUCUUUGGGGACUUUCAUCACCGUGUGUGUCCCUCUCCACCUUGGCAGUGAUUCUGCUACAGGACUACGACGUGGUUUUCAUUGCUCUGUAGGAUUUACCUCUCACCAGCUUCUGUCUUAAACAUAGGGCCAAUUUUCAAGGAACAUUUCGCUGUUUUGUGUCCUUGUUGCUUAUGGUCUAAAUGCCAACAAGUGAUGACCACCCCACCCCCAGUCCCGUCCUCGGAUGGCACCAUUUCUUUUGUGUCUCCCUUGGACCAUCCUUUGGGACCAAAGCCAUCUCCUCUUUGCCCCUAGGCCCCGUGCACCUCACCUCCUGCGACUGGCCCGUCAGGCACUCUAUGGUCUAUUGUGUGUACAGCCUGAGACACAGAAACGUAACCUCAACUUGAAUAAUGACAGCCUCUCCCACGACCUGCCCCUAAGACUAGGCGAGCUUCCUCCAACCCCCUGCCCCUUGACUGUGUUUGUCCUGUGUUGUAAAAAUAUCCCACCCACAAAGAUGUAAUCAUAACAGCCUAAAAAGAACAGGGUACCGCUGGCAUUGCAGAACUUCUUUGCUUUUCAAAAACAAAAAAGACAGUUAACUUCAUCACGCAGCUCCAUAGCACGCAGAGCUCAUCUGUCACUCUUGACACUAGAUCCAUUUGAUCCGAGUUUGAAUCUCACACUGUAUUGGAUCUGUACAGCACCAAGGUCCCUCACCUUCUGCGAUCAUAAGUGAAAGAUUAUUUCCUGGACUCACUUUGAUUUGUUCUUCAGUAAAUUAUAACAAUCCAAACCGUUAGCACUAGCACUGCCAUGUCUGACCCUCAUUCUGCUCUCUGGAGGGUUGGGUUUGAUCGGCCUAAGAUUGGUCUCAUCUGCCUAAUUUAUCUCAUUGAAUUGUGAGUGUAGGCAGGUUCUGGGAUUUGCCGUCUAUCUUAUGCCAAAUACUUCCUUCUGAGAGCUCCUUUUCCUUGGCUCUACUGGGGAUUUUCAUACUUAUUUUGCAGAACACCCAUCUGUAUUUAUUUCUGUAUAUAGACCUAAAACACAAAACAGCAGUGUUAAAAAUCUUGGAUGGGGUUUGAGAGUCACUGCUGCUUUGGGGUUAAGAUGGUGAAUCUCGGCUUCAUUUACUUUACUUUCCCUCUUUAGAAAGCUAUGAUCGAGUGUGCAGUUGUUCAAAAAGAAAGAUAGCGAAUUAAGACACAUUCAGUUUUGAAGAGAGAAGUUGCUGGAGAGACGUCCAUAUUACCACGUCUCUUUGGUGCAAGAGUUCAGUGGCAAGGGAAGGGUGUCUCGCAGCUGUCACAAUCUGAUAAUUCUGUUAUUUGUUCACUGUUCUUUUUUGUUGAAAAGUUCCCCGAAAAUAUUUUAGUCCCUUUAACUUGAUUGAAUUUUUAAGUUAAUUGAUCCUCGUCUAGCUUUUGUCACUAGAGUGGUUUACAGACACACAACAUGUGAUGAUGGUAAGAUUAUAUUACUUUCGACCCACAUAAUUUACCUCAAAAUGAUAAUCGCUGACAGACGACGCUGCCUGGGAUUUUGGUUCAAAGCCUGUGUAGUUUAAAUGAGAAGUAAGAAUGCAGACAGCCCCUGAGCCGCAGUCUUUCCAGUCAGAGGUUGUGUUGGGUGGCAAGGACUGGGUCCCACUGAGCGUGUAAGUCACUGUCACCUGCCAAGGCAGAGCCACGUGCCAGGUGGCUGAAGGGAUGCAUUGAGGAAGGAAUGUUCCAGAACAAUCAUUUGCUAAAAAUCACCUGAAGAUGGAAAAUUCGAGGCAAAUUUUUACAGGACAGAAAAAGUAAUCAUCUCACUUGCUCAGAUGGGAGCUCGCAUGUUCUCUAGGAGAGGAAACUAGCCCGGCUGUGAAUGUCCACAGCCCUUUUGCUGUUUUACAUUCCAGUUCCAAUCGUUUGUGUGGAAAUUAGUUUCCUAUCUUGUGUAUGUUUUGGUGCGUAAAAGGGAAGAAUUGGUGUCUUUACUUUUCAGAUUUGCAGGACAAAGGGCAUGCUUCUAGUUUGCUGUAAGAUUGUAUUCUGUAUAUAUGUUUUCAUGUAAAUAAAUGAAAAUCUAUAUCAGAGUUAUAUUUUAAUUUUUAUUCUAAAUGAAAAAAGCCCUUUUUACUUGAAAAAAUUGUAAGCCACAUUGUUAAUAAAGUAAAAAUAAGUUCUA
Messenger RNA from Nycticebus coucang (slow loris), 8132 nucleotides. It is a transcript of the gene SFMBT2, whose product is annotated as Scm like with four mbt domains 2. The record is from RefSeq and is a predicted model, not a curated record. The transcript has 21 exons. Bases 871 to 3555 code for a protein of 894 amino acids. Lineage: Eukaryota; Metazoa; Chordata; Mammalia; Primates; Lorisidae. Gene Ontology annotation, molecular function: transcription corepressor activity; histone binding. Gene Ontology annotation, cellular component: nucleus. Gene Ontology annotation, biological process: regulation of DNA-templated transcription.